AACGGGAGUGACGUCUUUAAACAUCACCCGUCAGUUCGUUUUACGGGAAGAGAAAUGGAGGCGCCGCAGAAACGAAAACGAAUAAGCCACGAAUUAACACAUUCACAGGCUUCAAACAGUGAAUCUACGCCAUCUACCAGCACAAAUGACCAGAGAGAGGGUUUUGUGGAGGGAUCUAUUGUCCGCAUCACCAUGCACAACUUCCUCACCUAUGAUCACUCAGAAGUUUUCCCAGGGCCCAAACUGAACAUGAUCGUGGGAGCCAACGGCACAGGGAAGUCCAGUAUAGUGUGUGCCAUUUGUCUGGGCCUGGCAGGAAAAACAGCUGUCCUGGGCAGAGGAGACAAGGUUGGUUUGUAUGUGAAGCGAGGAUGUAAUAAAGGCUUAGUCGAGAUUGAGCUAUACAGAGCAAGUGGAAACUUGAUAAUCACAAGAGAGAUCCAGGUUGAGAACAACCAGUCGACGUGGAUGAUCAAUAAAAAGCAUGCCAGUCAGAAAGCUGUGGAGGAGGUUGUGAAAGAACUGCACAUUCAGGUUGGGAAUUUGUGUCAGUUCCUACCACAGGAGAAGGUUGGCGAGUUUGCGAAGAUGAGUAAGAUUGAGCUCCUCGAAGCGACUGAGAAAUCUGUCGGCCCACCAGAAAUGUACGAGUUUCACUGCACACUCAAGACUUUUCGCAACAAAGAGAGGGAACUGGAGAAUGUGUGUAAGGAGAAAGCCAACUUCCUAGAGAAGGCCAGACAGAGGAACGAGAGAAACAAACUUGAUGUGGAACGCUACUACAUGAAGAAGAGACACUUGGACAGAAUUCAGAUGCUGGAAAAGAAGAAACCCUGGGUGGAGUAUGAAACAGCUCGUAAGGAACUUGAGGGAGUGAAGAAAGAAAGAGAAGAAAUGAAGAGGACAUUAAGGUCGCUGAAAGAAGCUCAGGAGCCGCUGCUUAGAAAGAUUCAUUCAGUGGACAGUCAACUCCAGCCCAUUGAGCAGCAGAUGAAGGAGUUGACUGCCAGCAUCAGAGAUGCUUCACAGAAGUGUAAACAGAAGCAUGAGCAGCUUGAACUGAAAAAUAAAGAGGUCGAUGACAUAAGGCAGGAAUUUAGUCUGAAGCAGACAGAGGAGGCAGACCGACAGAAGCGGAUUGGACACACGCUCCUCAUGAUCAAAGACCUGCAGACAGAGCUGCAGAGCAUGGGCAACCAGGAGGACGUCACACCUCAGAUCGAAACCGUCAACGCCAAGCUGAGGAAUAUUCAAGAAGAAAAAGCCAAACUGGAGGGCGAGAGAUUGGAUUUGCGGCGAGAUAAAGAUGAAGCCACCGGAGAACUUAGACGUUUGCAGAAUCGCUUGAGGAGUCUGGAGGACAUGAUGAGGAUAAAAGAGGAGAAACUGCGCAGUCGUUUUCGUGACACUUACAAUGCUCUCAUGUGGCUGAGGAGGAACCGUGAUCGUUUUGAAGGCAAUGUCCAUGAGCCCAUGAUGUUGGUGAUAAAUGUACGUGAUCCACGACACGCAAAAUACAUUGAGAGCCACAUUCCUUUCAAUGACUUGAAAGCCUUCGUAUUUCAGAGACAGGAAGACAUGGAGAAAUUCAUGACCGAGGUGCGAGACUCUCUGAAUUUAAGAGUGAAUGGCGUCAUUGCUCCUUUGGAGUCAUGUGCUAAACGACCACCAUCACGAUCCCUCGACUCCCUAAAGCGAUUUGGCUUCUUCUCAUACUUGCGUGAGCUGUUUGAUGCUCCUGAGGAUGUCAUGAGUUAUUUGUGCCAUCAGUACAGGGUCAAUGAUGUUCCUGUUGGAACAGAGAAGACCAAGAACAUGAUUGAGAUGGUGAUUAAAGAGGCUCAGUUGAGGACGAUCUACACAGCAGAGGAGAAGUACAUAGUGAAGAAAUCGUUUUAUUCUAAUAACGUUGUGUCCAGUAACUCUGCCCUGCGACCCUCUCAAUUCCUCACCACGGCUAUAGAUGCAGAUGAGAGACAACAGCUAGAGGAGCAACUGAGGGCAGCUGAGAGGCAGGUGCAGAUCAUUGAUGACCGGAUGAAUGCCAUUCAUGAGCAACAAGCUCAACUGGACCGCCGUGAUAAUGAGCUCCGUGCCAAGAAGAAACAACUGUCUGAACUGAAGGGCAAGAAGAGACAACUGGAGCAGAAGAUCAGUACAAAACAAGACAGUUUGAGGCAGAUGCAACAGAAUGAGAUCAACCUGCAGGCUGUUGAAGAAGAGACAAACGCCAAGACCUCUGCUGUAAACAACAAGAAGGUGGCCAUAAUGGAGGAGUACUUGACUUACAUGAAGUUGAAGGCCAGGUUGAGUAUGGAUAAGGUGUACUUGGCUCUUCAGAGCGCAGGUCUCACUGCCGAGAAAACCAAACUAGAGACGGACUGCAGGGACAGUUCAGCUGAGCUUAAACGUGCCGAGGUAGCAUAUACCAAGUUGGACCAGACAAAGACCAAUCUGUUGGCCCAGUGUAAGACCCUUAUGAGGAGGGCCAGUGAGAUCUGUAACAUGACCCCUGGAGAAACGGUGGUCCCAGAGGAACUACAUGCAGCCUUCAGUCAGCUGCCUGAUACUCUGGAUGAGAUUGAUGUCAUGUUGAAUGAGGAGAAGGCCAGAGCAGAGUGUUUCACUGGCCUCAGUGAUACUGUGGUGGAGGAGUACAACCGACGUGAGCAGGAGAUUAAGAACAUGGAGAAGGAGCUGGAUGACAAGACCAAUGCUCUCAACACUUAUAGACAAAACAUUGCUGAGGCGAAAGAGCGCUGGCUUAAUCCUCUAAAGCAGCUGGUGGAUCAGAUAAACGAGAUGUUCAGUGAUUUCUUUCGCUCUAUGCAGUGUGCAGGAGAGGUGGAUCUGCACUCAGAGAAUGAGGAGGAGUAUGAUAAGUACGGCAUCCGCAUCAGAGUGAAGUUCCGCAGCAGUACACAGUUGCAUGAGCUCACCCCUCACCAUCAGAGCGGAGGAGAGCGCAGUGUGUCCACCAUGCUGUACCUCAUGGCCUUACAGAAGCUCAACCGCUGCCCAUUCAGAGUGGUCGACGAGAUCAACCAGGGCAUGGACCCUGUCAAUGAGAGACGAGUCUUUGACAUUGUUGUGAGGACGGCUUGCGGUCUGAACACGUCUCAGUAUUUCUUCAUCACACCUAAGCUUCUACAGAAUCUGCAGUAUGCUGAGGAAAUGACCAUUCUCUGUGUACACAAUGGACCCCACAUGCUGCCUCCAAACAAAUGGAAUGACCAAGCCUUCCUCAGACGUGCCAAACGCCGAAAUGUUCGCUGAAGACUACGUUUAUUGGUUGAUAGUUGUUAUUAAACUUAAACGUUAUGUUCAGUAUA
This is a messenger RNA of Myxocyprinus asiaticus (Chinese sucker), 3332 nucleotides long. RefSeq names its product structural maintenance of chromosomes 5 (gene smc5). Lineage: Eukaryota; Metazoa; Chordata; Actinopteri; Cypriniformes; Catostomidae. Gene Ontology annotation, cellular component: Smc5-Smc6 complex. Bases 55 to 3276 code for a protein of 1073 amino acids. Gene Ontology annotation, biological process: double-strand break repair via homologous recombination. The transcript is spliced from 24 exons. The record is from RefSeq and is a predicted model, not a curated record. Gene Ontology annotation, molecular function: ATP hydrolysis activity; ATP binding.